Molecule: messenger RNA, 1094 nt
Organism: Coniophora puteana RWD-64-598 SS2
Lineage: Eukaryota; Fungi; Basidiomycota; Agaricomycetes; Boletales; Coniophoraceae
Exons: 6
Coding region: 165-995 (276 amino acids)
Source: RefSeq, a predicted model, not a curated record
GAUUGUCGCAGAACAUGCGGCUUGUGGUCAAACACGCGUUUCAAGCACACCUCCAAUGGCCUCGGCGCUCGCGAAAUGUUUAAAGACCUAUAGGGCAUAAUACGAUUCCAACGAGCAACAUUAUCCCCCAUUCCAUUCAUCUCUCUUCAAUAUCUUUCCGCACCAUGUCGUCCGAGGAUAACCUCAUCCGGUUUGCGAACAUAGUCACUACCUUGGUGGCAAUCGGGGCGUUCGUCUACGUCGUCGUGUCCCCUCUGGACGCCCUCCAUCCGUCAAAGGAGACGUAUAUCACCCCUUCUUCUUGGGUGUACUUCACGUGGCCUCUGAUUUUUUUGCUGCUCUUGGGGACAUGUACCUACCAGUUCUCGCGAGCGGGGUCGGAGACUAUCCUCAAUCGCAUUGCCUGGCGGCUCCCGAUGCUCAAUGUUCUAGCGACGAUGUAUCUUUAUUCAUGGGCUAUCGAUGAAUAUCGUUAUGCCAUGUUCUUCAUCCUCUUCUUGGGAUCCACUGUUACUUUUAUCUACGGUCAAAUCAAGCAUGUGCCCUCACGCACCAUCUCCGACGAGCUCUUCGUCAAUCUGCCGUUCUCUCUCUACCACGGCUGGACUACGGUCCUGAUCCUCACAGCCGCGUUCGACUCCUUUGGCGUCGAUGCUUCCGUCGAGCCGCUCACAGGAUGGACAAAAGCGAUCUUCAUAGGAUCUCUUUUCGUGCUCGAGAUCGUAUCGUACGCAUACGCCUACUCGACCGCUGAAGGCGACCUCCCUGCCUGCCUUGCCAUCUCGUGGUCUCUCUUCGCGAUCUGGGACCACCAGAAGUCGGUGCCGUCGGACAGGAGGCAGGCUCCCGUUGCACUGGCAGCAGCCAUUAUCUCGCUGCUUUGGGUCCUUCGCAGCAUUGCAGGAAUUGUCAAAACAUCGUACAAGGCCCGACGCGCGGCAGCCGCAGACGCCGAAGAAGGGGAGAGCCAGAGGCUUCUUGAUCAAUCUGCAUGAUCACUUACAGUGAUAGUUUACCACCCUCUUACUAAAUGGCUGGGACUGUUUCGCACAUCGAGCGGAGGCAAUGUCAAGUUCACGGUCCAUAUAGUUUGU